GCAAAAUAAUACAAAUAUAAAUAAAUAAAAGAGGAGCGCUCGAGUACAAGAGUGCAACGAAGGUAGUAACGGGCGACACGACGGUCUCCGUGACUUGAUCGCGGCAGUGAGAACCAGUCGAGAGAUUGCUCGUGGCCGAAGGUGCGAGAAAAGGUGCAGCUCUCGCGAUAUAUGUAAUAAUAUAAGCAUAACAAUAAUAAUGAUCGCGAGCGGCGAGCGAUAGGGUAGCGCGCGAGAGCGCAGAACGGAGCAGUCGGCGUAAUAAGCACUGCACGACGAUCGAAUUUGAAAAGGCGCGACGUGUACAGCACGAUAUUUCUGCAGCGCGUCUCGACUUUUCGACUCGCGGCUUUCGUCGUCGCCAGCUCGCCUCUUGGCUGUUUGUACAUUUGGACUCGUUGAAUGUGUGUGAUACGCGAGGCCGCCACUUCGCAGCAGCAGCUCACUCCACUCUGCGAUACGCAUAGUCGGCGUCGUCGCAGCCGCCGCGUAUACGGAAUACAACGACCAGUGUCGCCACCGCGACUACUCUUGCCGAGCCUAACCAUAUAGAUUUUAGCAUUAUAGUUAGUUAGUGUGUGUACAUCGCACCCACCGGCAGCCGGGACUCGACUUGGUAUCCGUCGUCCAUCCGUCUAUCGUCGACGACGCACCGAGAGACAGAGAGAGAGAGAGAGAGUUCGUUGACUCGAACGUGUGCCGUGAGACAGUGUGCAGUGUGCCGAGUGCUCAUCUGCCGUACAGUGUGUUGUGUGUGAGUGUGCGUUGUACAUCCUCCGCAGGCAGUCAUGGCUCGUAGCAGGCCAAUCCUACUGAGCCUCCUGCUGCUCGCCAGCGUUUUUUUGCUAACCAUCAGCAGUCAGCAUCAUCAGGUACGCGCCCAUGACUUGGACGUGGACGAGGACGACGACGACGACGAAGCCCAGGCGGCCGUGGUCGAGGACGAGCCCGAGGAGCUGCUCGUCGAGCAGAAGACCCCCUACGCCAGUCCGCAGCCGAGCGGCCACGUACUCCUGGCCGAGCACUUCGACGAUCAGGACCAAUUCGCCAAGUCCUGGAUCCAGUCCAAGGCCAAGAAGGACGGAAUCGACGAGGACAUCGCCAAAUACGACGGAAAAUGGCUUCUAGAGGAGCCGAAACGCGGAGUCGAGAGCGGCAAUCUGGGCCUCGUGCUCAAGAGCCGAGCCCGUCACGCGGCCAUCUCCAAGAAGCUGAGCAAGCCCUUCAAGUUCGAGGACAAGCCCCUCGUCGUCCAGUACGAGGUGAUUUUCCAGGAGGGCCAGGAGUGCGGUGGUGCCUACCUCAAACUCUUGUCGUCCGAUCCUAAGCACGCCGAUCUCAACGACUUCCAUGAUAAAACCCCUUACACUAUCAUGUUUGGGCCUGAUAAGUGCGGCAACGAUCACAAGCUUCACUUCAUCUUUAGACACAAGAACCCUCUUAAUGGAUCCAUUGAAGAAAAGCACGCCAAUAAGCCUAAAGAAAGGUUGGAAGAUUUCUUCAAAGACAAACAACCGCACUUGUACACUUUGAUCGUACGCCCUGACAACAGCUUUGUCAUCAAAGUUGACGGAAAAGUCGUCAAUGAAGGCUCCCUUUUGGACGACUUCCAGCCUCCUGUAAAUCCACCGCUGGAGAUCGAAGAUCCUCAUGACAAGAGACCCGAGGACUGGGAUGAAAGAGAAAAAAUACCAGAUCCUAAUGCUGUCAAACCCGAAGAUUGGGACGAAGAUGCUCCACCUCAAAUCGUCGAUGAAAAUGACUCGAUGCCCGAAGAUUGGCUCGAAGAAGAACCCGUUAACAUACCAAAUCCCGAUGCGGUCAAACCAGAAGAUUGGGACGAUGAUAUGGAUGGCGAGUGGGAACCACCAGAGAUUCCAAAUCCCAAGUGCGAAAAAAUUUCCGGCUGUGGUCCUUACAAAAAACGACUCAUCCCCAAUCCUAACUACAAGGGUAAAUGGUUGCCCCCUCUAAUUGACAAUCCCAGCUACAAAGGAAAGUGGAAGCCUAAGUUGAUUCACAAUCCAGACUAUUUCAAUGAUGAACAUCCUUUCAAGAUGACUCCUAUUUAUGCUGUUGGAUUUGAAUUGUGGUCUAUUUCACCUGAUAUUCUGUUUGAUAACAUCAUUGUUACCGACGAUGAGAUGGUAGCUAAGAAGUGGGCUGAAGACACUUUUGAUCUUCGUAAACAGAGAAUCGCGACUGAAGCGUCUGGAUUGUGGCAAGGAAUUGUAAAUUUCACCGCUGAAAACCCAUGGAUAUGGACUGUAUACAUUAUAGCGCUAGGCAUACCUGUAAUGCUUAUUAUUUAUUGUUGCUGCUUUACAAGUCAGGAUAAUAAAGUCCCUCAAAAAGAAAAGGACUCAGAUGGAGAAAACGAUCAAUUACUAGAAAAUGAUGAUGUAAAAGCGUCAACUUCAAAAGAAACUUUGGAUGACGAAAAAGGUGAGGAGGUCGUAGAUGAAAAGGAAGAAGAAGCUGAAGAGGAAGUUGAAGUUGUUGAAGAAGUUAUUCCAUCAAAGCCAUCAAAUUCGAGUAACACACGAAGAAGGAAACCAAAUAAAGAAUAGUUUUAAGGAUGUUAUUUUUUGUAACAUUAACGAAUCAUCAAUGAUGCAUUGAAUUUUUUUUUCAUUAAGUUCACAUUCCGAAGGUUAUUGUAACGUCCGAUUACAAUGAAUUGAAGGCUUGUGUGCUACGAAAAACAUAAUUUCGUUCAUAGUUUAUAGUGUUGCGUUAAAUGCGAGCGUGUGUGUCUGUGUGAGAAAUAAAUAUUUUACAGCCAUUUGUCUUUUUCUUAAGAACGUAUAUUUCUUUGUGUGUUGCAAUGAAUCUUAUGAUUGAAUGAAAAAAAAAACAGUAUAUUGUUCUCAAGUAUGUAAUGAGCACACUAAAAUAUUAAACAAUUGUAAUAUUGAACAAAAUUUUUAACGCCUACGUAGAGUUUUUGUCUCUUUGUAAGCGUUCUGUUAAAAUAAAAUACAAAUUUUAAAAAUUGGA
Molecule: messenger RNA, 3000 nt
Organism: Trichogramma pretiosum
Lineage: Eukaryota; Metazoa; Arthropoda; Insecta; Hymenoptera; Trichogrammatidae
Product: calnexin-like
Exons: 7
Coding region: 789-2570 (593 amino acids)
Biological process (GO): protein folding
Cellular component (GO): endoplasmic reticulum; endoplasmic reticulum membrane
Molecular function (GO): calcium ion binding
Source: RefSeq, a predicted model, not a curated record